Scophthalmus maximus (turbot) is the source of this 5469-nucleotide messenger RNA. It is a transcript of the gene hmgxb3, whose product is annotated as HMG box domain containing 3. Bases 687 to 4532 code for a protein of 1281 amino acids. The transcript has 21 exons. The record is from RefSeq and is a predicted model, not a curated record. NCBI's taxonomy places the organism in Eukaryota, Metazoa, Chordata, Actinopteri, Pleuronectiformes, Scophthalmidae.
AAAAAAUGAUAACUCCUCAAUUACAUUUGUUGGUCUGAGAUACUGAAAUAUGACUUGAUAACACUCAUCUGUGUUCUUCUGUAAAAUAUCUACUAGAUGAAACUGUACUCUUUUUCUUGUUGAAGAGGUCAGUUUCUUAUUCAACAUUAGCCGUUAAUUCCACCUUGCCUUGUCAUUUUGUUCUCGGGUUUGUAAAUUUUCUUCAAUAAGUACAGUCAAGUUUUUUUUUCUUUACAUAACCACACAUCUCACUUGUCCCAUUUUUUGGGGCAUUUCUGGAGGUUGUAAACUGUUAAAAUUGACAAAAUAAAUAAAAGAAAACUGCGCCCCCCUGUGGCCACAUUCUGUACUCUGAAGGUCUGUGUGAGGCAUGGGACGCACGCCUUACUUUCACGUGUCAAAAACGUCUUCUGUGAUUGGCCCAGAACGUGUCUAUUCCCGCAUUUGAUUCGUUGAAGAGCAUAGCAACAAAGCCGCCAUGUUUUUUGGAGAAGUCGACGAGAAACGUAGCUAAUUUACAGACACGAAUGCUUCGCAAAUCUUUGAUAUGAUGUGAAGCGUAGACACAUUUCGGUUUUCUAUCACGGUCCGCACAAUGUCUGACUUUUUCGGCGACUUCUAGAUGUUGUUCGGAGCCGUUUUUUGAGUCUCGGUCUGUCGUGGUUGUCCCCAGGCCGGUGGAGAUCAUGGAGAAAGUGGAGGCGUGUGAGGUGGUGAAAGAGGAGGUUGAGCGCUUCUGCAGCCAAAUGUCCACCCCAAAAAAGAGGAAGAGCAAAGCUCAAGAAGACACUCUUGAAAAACCCAAGAAGCCGAGGUCUGCCUUCCUGCUCUACUACUUUGAUGUGCACCAGACCAUGCAACUGGAAGAACUAAAUCGCCCACAGUCAGAGAUCAACAAGCGAAUCAGUGAGAGCUGGAAAAGGCUCAGUGUGGCUGAGAAAGCCUACUAUCUGGAGAAGGCCAAGUCUGAGAAGGAGGGCCUAGAUACAUCCUCACUCAGCCCCUCAAAAGACCUGCCAGGCUUCCGCAAGAUCCUCCCCAGAGCCAACUACAUUCUCUUGUCCAAAGGCUGCGCCUCAAAUCACCAGCUAGGUGCCUCUCAGUCGGAGGUGAGCGUGGAAUCUCUGGACCCUCCAUCUCAAGGAGGAUUGCCCACAGUCUCCCUUACCCAAGAGUCCAAGUUCACACCUCUAGUUUUGGCCGGUGAGGUGGAACUUUCUGAGUUGCCGGUCGCUGUUGAUGAUAUAGCAGAGGAAAAGGCGGCGGUGUCUAGCCCCACAGCCCUCCAAGGAAUCUCUCCUCUCUCCUCUUCGUCCUCUGUCUCAUCCGAAGCCCCAGCCUCCACGGUUGUUCAGGGCCCCACUGACCUCACAGCAAAUGGGGUCACACUGACAGGAAAUGAUACAAGUGCUGCGGGCAGUGGUUAUGGCUGGGCGAUGGAAACUACACAGUUGGUUGCCAUCAUACCUACCCAGAGGCUGGUGGAGGCCAAGGCAGGUGUCAGCUCUGUUGGCCCGGUGAUGAUGAUGUCAGUAGGAGCCAAAGUAGAACAAAGUGCCAAACCUUCAUAUAAAAUGUCUGUGAAGACAUACACCAGGAGAGGUCGAGGGAGGUGUCAGAGUCCGGGAUGUUCCUUUGUGUACGUCACCCGCCACAAGCCGCCAACAUGCCCUGAAUGUGGGAGCUACUUGGGUGGAAAAUGGAUACCUGCUGCAAAGAAGACGCAGGAGAAAGAAGCAGCAUCCAAGCAAGUUCUACAGGAAGCUAAAACCGAGGCCAAUGAAAGCAGCCAACCCAGACAGGUCCCUGCUCUAGAGGGGAAGGCUGAUGUCAGUAAAACAAACACCAGUGGGAGCAAAAAAGAAGGACGAGUUCAGUGCAGCUCCAGAAAGCAGCGUGCAGUUCCCACUGGAAAACCACCAGAGGGCAGCAGCACCAAGCCACAGGAACAAACAAAACAGUUGAAAGACAGUCCAAAAGGUGCCACAGUCCAGGGUCAAGACAGAAGCAACGCCACUGUUCAAAGGAAGCCUGUAAGACACAUCCUCCCUGCCUAUCAUACCACAGGCCGUCCCUUGUUUCAGAUCAUAACUGUUCCACCUAACAAAGAAAAAUAUCAGACUACAAACAAAAACCAAUCAUCAACUGCGCACAGCGAGAGUUUCUCGGGUCUCAAACCCAGCACUUUGAAACAGCUCGGCCAGACGGUCCAGACAACCACAGCCAAGAAGGAUUCUCCUGCCUCUGCAGGUGGAAGCCAGCCCAUGUCUUCACUGCCUAACGGGAGAGUGAAUAUUUUGUCGGUCGUGCCUUUCAAGCGGCACACUGUCUCUAGCUUUGACUUGGGGCUCUCCACUGCACGAGGCAGGGGUCGCUGUAAAAACCCAUCCUGUGACUAUAUGUACAAGAACAGACACAAGCCCUCAGUGUGCCCUACAUGUGGCUGUGAGCUGACCCAGAAGAACACCAAGGGAGCAAAGUCUGAGGCUCUGCUGGAUCCGUACCAGGCCCUGAGUCCUGCUCAGAAGGACAUGCAGCGGCAAAACACGCUGCAGCUACUCCGCCGUUUCCUGCAGAUUCCCGAAAGUGAGACUGAGCUUCAGGAAACGUUGAACCUCAUCCAGGAGCUCAACAAUCUCCAGAUCAUUUUGGUUCAACCAAGUCACCAGGAACACGAAGACGGCCCGGGGAUGGAGACGCUUGUUGAGACUGGGUGGCCUCAGUUCUAUGAAUCAGCAGCGACUCACUGCGGCCUGUGUAACUACCCUCUUUUCAAAGGAGGUCAGAGUACUGUAGCUGGACAGGAAGACUGCUGGCUGCUUACUGAGACGCUGAUCCAAACAGCUUCUCUCCAGCUCAAGGUGUGUCUCAACGUUCAGUGUCUGGCUCUGCACAGCUUCACUGACCUUCAUCCAGGUUUGUUCAACAUUGGGAACAAACUUCUGGUGAGUAUUGACCUGUUCCUGAAGAUCAGGGCAGAUAUCAAACUGGGUCAUGCCCCCGAUCAGGCAGCCAGGACUAUACUAGACCACAUCCCCAAUCACCCUGUCCAUUCACUGAGUCCAGAGGAGUUUACUCAAAUUCAAGAGCUUCUCCUGAGCGGCUACUGGGCCUUCGAGUGUCUAACGGUGCGAGAUUACAACGAUAUGAUCUGCGGCAUUUGCGGCGUUGCUCCCAAGAUGGAGAUUGCACAACGAUUCGCAAACAAUGUGCUGGAGCUCAAGAAUGUGGAGUUUACCUGGCCUGAGUAUUCAGUCUCGGACGAGGUACUCGUGGACGACUUCUGGCUGACCAUGGAGAGUGAGGCUAUUGAGCAGGCAGCCUUCCCCACCGACAUCCCCAUCACACGCGUGGAUGCUUCCAUCAUCGCCCCCUUCAUCCCCCCUCUUAUGAGGAGUCCCACUGUCAUCAACACAGAGAAAGACAAGGACUCUUCACACACACAGCCCCCCCCUGGAGAUUCAUCAACUUUGGUGCGUCUCAUUCAUGAUGGUCAGCUGAGACUGGAGAAUAUUGAGGACCACAGUGAGGACGAGCUGAGAACAAUACUGGGCGGCUGCGGGGCGAGCGUGACCUCAGGCUCCACUAAGAAUGAGCUGCUGGCUUCUCUGAUCUCCCUGUACACACUCGUUCAUGACGGCCUCUCCACCGCCCCACAACCGCCUCCACAUCACACUGGUGGCAAGCUGUCCAAGGUCUGCCCCCACAAGGUAGUUUGCGGCUCCAAGUACUUGGUGCGAGGAGAAACGGCUCGAGAUCACGUCGACCUGCUGCUGUCCUCCCGCUACUGGCCCCCGGUCUAUGUCAGUGACUGUGCCCGUCAAGUGGCGCUCUGCACCGACAUGCAGUAUCCAGAACUGGCAACACAGAUGUGGGGCAGGAACCAAGGCUGCUUCUGUGACCCCUUUGAAAAGCCAGAGUUUGUGUCAUGUGCUGAGCUACAAGACCAGCCGUACAGCGCUGACCUUUCCCUGGUGGCGGAGAACCAGCAGGUCCACCCCAUCACCAAAUCUUCCUCUUGCUGGCUGGUUCAUCCUCCGGGAGCCGAGCGCCCCCCGGCGCCCCCUGCUCCAGAGCAUCACUCAAUGUCCCUCUGCAGAGACCUGGAGCCCUAUGUCAGCCUGGUGGCUGAGCUGGAGAAAGAGAAGCAAGAGGAGCAUGAGGAUGAAGGUGCAGGAGUGAAGGAACGCACAGACAACGCUGAGGAAAAGUGCACCGACAAAUCACAGGACUGCUCCUCGGGGAGCUCCGCGCGGUGCCGACCUGUGGUUUUCAGCAACACGGCCUAUUACUAUCUGUACAACCGUCUGGUAGACUUCCUCACCAGCAGGGACAUUGUGAGCCAGCAAAUCAACCAGGUGGUGAAGGCCUGCCAGCCGGGAGAGGUGGUGAUCAGGGACGCUCUGUACCGGCUGGGAGUGGCACAGAUCAACACAGAGAAAGAGGAAGAAGACGGAUAUGGAAUUGAGGGACAAAUACAAGAGGAACGGGCCGAGACAUAUGAGGUCGUUCUGCCUGAAUUAGAAUGUUGAGGAAUGGACGGAUGAAAUAAACACCAGAGCAGGCAGAGGGAUGGACUGAGUGUCGAGAUAGCCGCAUGCAAAGAGAUAAUGGGAGGGACAACGACUGAGGGAGCCAAAAGUGCCAGAGUGUUUUAUUGUUGGUAGAGGACUAACCAGUGCAACAGCACACUUCAUCAGUUCAUACACUGCUGUGUAAAACAAAGAAAGUUUAACCAUUGACACAGUGAGUGUGAGAAUAAGUGUAAGUUAAUGUGGCGGAGAGACUGAAUGUACAAAAACAAGAGAUACACAAGUAGAAACAUGGAAAUCCGCUCGGCAAGUUCGAAGUCGAUCAGAUGAGCGGUUUAUCCAGAAAAUUCAAUGACAGAGAUUUCUGUAUUAAUUAGCAGGAUGGUGCCAAGAGUUGAAUGAAUAUAAGGUGUAUGCAAAGGUGAUAUAAUCUUAAAUCCUAAAUCAAUGCUUUCCUGUGACUUUAGGAAUGUAAACAGGAUUUAAAUAACUCAGCUCUAAUGAAUCUAAGUGUGAAUAUUUAACCAGGAAUAGUGUGGUGUAUUUAUUUGACACUCUUACCUCUUACCUGCCACCUGUUGCCUUUUGGACCGAUGAUUGCUUUUAAAAAGUGACUAUUAAAGUAAAUAUGUAUGUAUCUGUUCAUUGUACUGUAUUGCAAUGUGAUGAUGAACCUUGUGGCCUUUUGCUUUAUUUUACAUCAUCUUGUCAGUGUAGAUUGAUUUUAAGGAAGCUGAGCGUCUGGCUCAAAAAAUAAAUCACAGCAGCCAAGCUUUUUGUGUAGAUAAAGAAAAGACUGAAUCGUGUUGAAUGAAACUGCUGACGCAACAAAUAGACAUAAGGAAAUGAAUGACUUUGAAAUUCCGGUCAACUUCACUAUGUCUCCUCACAUUAACUGUUUCAAAAUCCGAGUAUUUAAGUUAAUACUUAAUACAAA